Messenger RNA from Rhodofomes roseus, 743 nucleotides. RefSeq lists its product as uncharacterized. The record is from RefSeq and is a predicted model, not a curated record. Bases 134 to 610 code for a protein of 158 amino acids. NCBI's taxonomy places the organism in Eukaryota, Fungi, Basidiomycota, Agaricomycetes, Polyporales, Fomitopsidaceae. The transcript has a single exon.
UCGUGUCGUGUCGACGGAUACAACAUGACUGUUGCAACCCAUACCCGCCCUGGCAACCCUCGCAUAGCGCGGGGAUCGCUAAUCGACAGGACGUCCGUGCGCGGCGCUCGUCGAAGUUGCCACGCCGCGCGACAUGAAAGCAGCCCGCACAGCUUGCGAUUCGAUCACCCGACACAGCGGUGCGCCGUGCGUGUUCGCGGCAUUCUGUACCGCCCAGCCAAGUCGCCCAAAGGCAGCCAUAUCCCGCCUCGCCGACGUCGCGGAACGUCGCCGUUUGCCACUACGCGGGAACCCAAGACUCUCAAAAUGCUACAUAUUAGCCCGCUCGACACGGUUUCGUUCACCGGGAGUGGCGCGGCGCGACAUAUGUUGUCGCAGGGAAUAUGGGUCGAUCACCACCUAUGGCCCUCUAGCACCUCUCGUCAGCAACAGGACACCGGGCAGACACCGACGUGCACGCUUCAAGACGUGCAACAACCAGUCGGCACCGUCUCAAUGCCGGGCCACCAACAAAUUACGCGUAGCCCCCGCGCAACUCAGUCAUGAUGCGCCGCACGCACACACCCCCUGCUACUGCCCGACAACACGUCCCGUGAGCGUUACGUCGUAAUGUUCCCUUCGUCGCGCGCGCGCGUUCGGCGGACACAGUCCGACAGCACGCGGGAACGGGGCCGAAGCGAGGACGAGGCACGCAGUGGGCAGUUGACUGGAGACGUGGACGGAGCGAGACCGCACGGUAAGUA